This is a messenger RNA of Cyprinus carpio (common carp), 1841 nucleotides long. RefSeq names its product snail family zinc finger 1b (gene snai1b). Lineage: Eukaryota; Metazoa; Chordata; Actinopteri; Cypriniformes; Cyprinidae. Gene Ontology annotation, biological process: regulation of DNA-templated transcription. The record is from RefSeq and is a predicted model, not a curated record. Gene Ontology annotation, molecular function: DNA-binding transcription factor activity, RNA polymerase II-specific; RNA polymerase II cis-regulatory region sequence-specific DNA binding.
AGACCCAUCUGGACUGAAUGGCAAUAGUUCAUGUGUGACUGUCAGAAACCCUUCCAUCCGCUCCGUGAGCAAAGAUUACAGCUUCUGAAGCAGACUGUGAUUCUGGAGGGAUUCGUGCUGGCUUCUCCAGAGACUCAAUCUAGAGUUCAUCUAAAACCUUCGCUGCAGUUUGGGGAGGAUCUUUACAAAAUGCCACGGUCAUUUCUUGUCAAGAAAUAUUUCUCCAACAAGAAGCCAAACUACAGUGAACUGGAGAGUCAAACUGACCAACGCUAUGCUGUCUUCCCACAAUGCUUCCCUCUGGAUGACUUCCCCACCAGAGAAGGCGAUUCUGUGGUGCCCAACUAUCCCUCCGUGCUCGUGUGGACCGCCAGUGCCUUACCCCUUUCCUUCACAGCGGAGUCACCCAGCAUCCCCUCUCCUCCUGGGCCUCUGGACCUGAGCUCUCAGUCCAGCUCCAGCAGCAGCGGAGAGGAGGACGACUGCCGUACAUCUGAUCCUCCCAGCCCAGACCCCGCCGACCGCUUCCAGUGCGCCCACUGCGGCAAGACCUGCAGCAGCCCGGCCGUGCUUUCUCGCCAUCAGCUCACGCACUGCACCGCCAGCCCACAGACGGUCAUUACCGCUACAGGAGCCACCAGCACAAGCACCAGAGCGGCCUUCCACUGCAAGCACUGUCCCAAAGAGUACAACAGCCUGGGUGCACUCAAGAUGCACAUCCGCUCGCACACGCUCCCCUGUGUGUGCACCACGUGUGGAAAGGCCUUCUCCAGACCCUGGUUACUGCGAGGACACAUCCGUACACAUACCGGUGAACGUCCCUUCUCAUGCCCCCACUGUAACCGUGCGUUUGCGGACCGCUCGAACCUGCGCGCUCACCUGCAGACCCACUCCGAAGUGAAGAAGUACCAGUGUGGAACGUGCUCUCGUACCUUCAGCCGCAUGUCCCUCCUGCACAAACACACCCUGUCCAGCUGCUGUCCGUCCGUCUAGAGGCCAUCUCUCGCGUUGAGCUGGGACGGGUUUAAGCCAUAAGUGAAUGUUUGGAUUCAUAGAGAAUGCUGAUUUUAAUGCACAGAGUGCCUUACAUUUGCUUCCACAAGCCAAAGGAGAGAUGCUAUCUUUCUUCCAGUGUUAGUCUUACACACAUUCACACACACCGUGUCUACAGUAAUGGCCUGUUAAAUGUAGACUGCAGAUUUUUGUCGUGGGAAAAGGGCCCACAGACUGGCUCUCGGUGGAUUCCCAGGAUGCACCUCGGUGCCGGCUGGUCCGGGACUGUGAGGGGGCAGCUGCUAUAAAGCGUGUGUGGUGAGAGGUCAUCUCUCACCAAGAUCUCCACAGACGUGCAGGGAUGUAUUGGGACAGCUGUUGCAGCGCAGGCCUGUCGACAAAUGCUUUGGCUCUGUCUCUAGACUGAUGGCCGAAAAGCACACCAAAGACCUGUUUUAAUGAGAAGUUCAAUUAGACUCUGGAAUUUGUCUCUGUAAUCAGAGCUUCGAGGUAUUACAUCAGUUGGCAUCUCCUAAAUGUUGUUAUAUUCUUUAAGACUGAGUAAGGUGUCAACAACACAAAAAGACGGUCAUUAGGUUUUAGAUGUUGUUCAUGUUCAUCUAAAAGGAAGGGAAUUUGCAGGAUUAGGAGAAAGGUCUUCCAUGAAGCCUAUUUUUUCCAAAGCCACAAUGAUAUAUGAAGCUGCCUGUCUACAUAUUGUUUAUAUGUUGGACGUAUAACACAAACCAAAUGCUAUGCAAUCUUUUUUGAGCAAAGAUGUGUUUUAGUGUAUUUCCACUUGCUGUUUUUUUCCCAAUAAAGUAAUUCUACGUUCUUUGUUUAACAGA